UUGAAAACUAUUUUGAAGAGUGAGUUGGACAUUGUACAAAUCCUGGAGCAUUCUCCUGAGUGCUUUUUUCGUUCUCAAAAUAAUGAGAAUGUGGAGGAAAAUGGCUUUAUUUUUUCUUUUGAACUAACUUCCAAACAUCUUGCCAAGAUGCUGAUCGUCGUUCCAAGGGCAUUUUUCAACAUUGUGGCGCUCAAACAAACUGUAGACCUGUUGAGGCAGGUCUAUAUAGAUCUUGGUGGAGAAAAUCCAGCUCAUUUUGUAAAGCAGAUAAUUUCUAAAAAUGCCUCCAUCCUUCUUCAGAGCAGCAAGAAAGUGACAGCUAACAUUCAGCUACUGAAAUCAUAUUUACAUCUGGAGAAUGAGGAAUUAAGGAUGCUCUUGCAAGGUGAAGGAGGUGAUAUCUUGCAUCUCUCUAAUGAAUACCUUAAAAAGAACCUUGAAAUUAUGAAAAAGAAAUUAUUUCAUGGAUGCACUGAAACAGAUGCCAUUACAUUUUUCUGUAAGCACAUCUAUGUUUUGUAUAUUUCUGCCCAGAAAAUAAAUGAUGAAAUAGAUAGUAUCCUACAGGCAAAUAGUAAUCUUCAUGAAAUACUGAAAGGCUCUCUAGUUCUUGACAAAAGCAUAAAAACUUUAAGUAGUCGAACUGAUGUGCUGAGAAAAGUAGGUUAUGAUUUUGAAACCCAGACUAUUGGGAUCCUUAGACUGAGUAAACCAAGAUUUAAAGCUAAAUUGGAAAAGAUGUACGAAUGUACGUAA
This is a messenger RNA of Pogona vitticeps (central bearded dragon), 756 nucleotides long. RefSeq names its product mitochondrial transcription termination factor 1 (gene MTERF1). Gene Ontology annotation, molecular function: double-stranded DNA binding. The record is from RefSeq and is a predicted model, not a curated record. Lineage: Eukaryota; Metazoa; Chordata; Lepidosauria; Squamata; Agamidae. Gene Ontology annotation, biological process: termination of mitochondrial transcription; regulation of DNA-templated transcription. Gene Ontology annotation, cellular component: mitochondrial matrix.